AUGGUCAACCCCCUGGACACGGAUGCAGGCUCGGAGAUGUUCGCCAGCUACGAGAGUGAACUCAAGCUCAUCCAAGCCGAUCUGAACCAGAAGCUGGACCAGAUCUCCGAAGCCAGCGGUGAGCAGCGCAAAUCCGCAAUCCGCUCGGCAGAGCUAGUCCUUGAUGAGGCAAUAGAAAUGCUGGACCAAAUGCGCCUGGAAAAGCAAAAUAUUCCCUCCGAAGCCCGCUCGAAGAUCAACAUCCGCUUCCGCAACUACUCCACAGACGUCGACGAGAUCAAACGCAAGCUUAGGUCCCUUUCAGAUGAUCGCAAAGCCCUCUUUGGUGACCGGUACACCGAUGAGCCCCAAGAUGAACAUCUAGAACAACGUCAACAGCUCUUGUCUGGUACAGAGCGGUUGGAGCGCAGCUCGGCGCGGCUACAGCAGAGUCAGCGGACAGCGUUGGAGACGGAGGAUGUGGGGCGUGACGUGCUGGCUAAUCUGUACGAGCAGCGGCAGACGAUCCAGCAUACCAGAGACAACCUGCAACAGAGUGAGGGCUAUGUUGAUACCAGCAUCAAGACUUUGAGGGGUAUGGCUCGUAGGAUGGCUACGAAUCGGAUAAUUACGAUCGCUAUCAUUACGCUGCUUGUUCUUUUGAUUAUUGCCGUUAUUUACGGGAAAUUCCAUUAG
Molecule: messenger RNA, 675 nt
Organism: Penicillium odoratum
Lineage: Eukaryota; Fungi; Ascomycota; Eurotiomycetes; Eurotiales; Aspergillaceae
Product: v-SNARE protein VTI1
Exons: 3
Coding region: 1-675 (224 amino acids)
Biological process (GO): macroautophagy; Golgi to vacuole transport; intra-Golgi vesicle-mediated transport
Cellular component (GO): late endosome membrane; endoplasmic reticulum membrane; Golgi apparatus
Molecular function (GO): SNAP receptor activity; SNARE binding
Source: RefSeq, a predicted model, not a curated record